AUGCAGAACAGACGAUACGUCUGGACGAAGAACUUCCCGAACGGCGAUCGGUACAAUGGUGAGGCGAUCGGGGAAAAUAUCAAAGAUGGCCACGGAGAGUUCUCUUGGGCUGCAAGCGGUGCCACUUAUGUUGGGACGUGGAUGAAGGAUAAGCCACAUGGAAAAGGCAGGUAUGCUAUUCCGGGCGACACGGGAUAUACAUACGAAGGUGAUUUUGUAAAAGGGGAACGUUGUGGUCGUGGCACCUGCAUCUUCUCUAACGGCAGGCGAUAUGAGGGAGAGUGGUUUGGGGACAAGAUGCAUGGAAAUGGGUGCCUCGUUGGGGCCUCAGGUGUCGACGAUUACGCAGAAUAUACUGGACCCUUUGUAGAGGGUGAACGGAGUGGUGUGGACGGGGUAUGCAAGUACGCAAAUGGUGACUUAUAUAAAGGAUCUUGGCUACACGAUGAACGCCACGGAUACGGCGAACUGCAGCUUGAUAGGACAUCUAGUACACCUGGGUAUAACCCGCGAAUGGGUGAGGCUCAUGUGAUCGCCUACAAGGGUGAGUUCCAGAAUGAUACACCAAAGGGAUUAGGAGAAUUCACAUAUUCUGACGGCACCGCCUACAAGGGAGGGUGUGACGGUUACUGGCGCCAUGGAGAAGGUGAGCACCAUACAGAAAAAGGUGACGUAUACAAGGGUUCCUUCCAACGUGAUCUUCGCCAUGGUAAAGGGGUUCUUCGAAAUAGGAUCGGUGAAUACGACGGGGAAUGGCGCAAUAACCUCCUAGAAGGGCAUGUUACUUUUAAAGCCAACACUUCUGCUUCCUUGGAAACGGGCUUUGUAUAUUACGAGGGUCCUUGUGUAGGCGGUGAAAUGAUUGGCACAGGUGCGGUAGCGAAGUUCCGUGACGGAAGCUCAUACACUGGCGAGGUUUCCUCUGGUAAACCAAAUGGCAAAGGUGUUUUGGACAACAAGCGAAUGACCAUUUCAGGUAUUGGUGAUAUCACACUUCGGUACACCGGGGAAUUCGUGGGUGGUGUACCGAAAGGACAAGGUGAGGGUGUGUUUACCAUCGUUGCGCCAGCUCCACAGCCUGCACCAUCACCACCCCUUUCCUUGGAAGUGCGCGGGUUCAUUCCAUCACUGAGUGUCUCUGGCCGGUACUCUGGUAUGUGGGUAGGUGGAUUGCCCAACGGUGACGGGGAGUGGCGGUGGGAAAAUGGAACGAGCUAUCAAGGCGCCGUACAGGCUGGAUUGCCGCAUGGCAUCGGUCUCUUUGUGGCGCCGGAUGCACAAUACGAAGGUGACUUCGCCCUCGGGUAUCCUGACGGCCACGGCACGAUGUGCUGGGAUACCGGAAGAGGGAAAGAAACAUACGAGGGCGCAUGGAAGAAGGGGCACCUGGAGGGGGAAGGGACGUUAAAGCUGAGUGACGGCACCACCUACACAGGUGGGUGGGAGAAAGGGAAGAAAGAGGGACGUGGAGUGGAGAGUGCGCCACACAGUUAUCAGUACAAAGGAGAGUUUAAGGAUGGUAAGCGCCACGGACAGGGAAAACUUUCCCUGGAACGGGAAUGCAUGGAGUACGAGGGUGAGUUCACAAUGGGGGAAAUGACCGGGAAUGGCAAACUCACGCUGGAAGACGGCACUGUGAUGACAGGUGGAUUUGUCGAUGGGAAAGUGGACGGGGAUGUGGAAGUCAGGAUGCCAAAGAGUGGAAUAUUCGUAGGGAAGUUUAAUAACGGCGUGGUCUGCGGCACCGGUAGCAUGGUGUAUCCCAAUGGAGACAAAUAUGAAGGUGAAUUCGUCGACGGUGGUGGUCCAAUGCCGCUGCGCCAUGGACAAGGGAAAUACACUUUUGUCGAAGGAAAUGUGCUUGAAUGUACGUGGAAACGAAAUGUUCUGCACGGCGAGGGCGUGUACACUACCAGAACCGGCGACAGAUCAGUGCGUUCCUACGUGGAAGGGGUGCUUCGGACUGUGCAAUCCGCUAAUACCGACGUAUUUACUCCCGAGAAUGAGUUCCCCAACACUUUGUCUGAGGCGGCACUGAAAGAGCGUCAACAACAACAAAAUCAACGGAACUCGAGGCACCACUCGGUAGUGAUUCGGCAUUCGCUGCCAAAAAGGUCCUCUGCCGAUGGUAUUUUGCAGCGAAACGUUAAAGGUGCAAGAUCUCACUACGCUGAUGCGAGUACUUCCAUUUUCUCUUCAAAGCUUGGUGGCAUAUCGUCUUCUCCAACAUUGUCACAUGGGGCCCAGCGAAAGUCAUCAGAAGCAGGCUCAUUAUCCGUAGUUGCCGGUGCCGAAGAUGCACGAACAGCAGCCUUGGUAGUGAAAUACUCGUCCCCCUUGUGUGUCCUGCGGCGCAGGGAAGGGUCCAGUUCGUCAAGCAAGUCGAGAGGGUGCGAUAGCACCUCUGAGCGGAGUAACAGUAAUAGUAACAGCAACAGCAACAGCAACAGCAACAGCAACUUUGGGCCGAGUGGGCUUUUGCAAAAAUUCCAGAAAGGUAUUAAUAAGUUGCUGACUUCACCUCGGGCUUCUGAGGACAAAGGAAAGGCGUGUACUGCGCCGACGUUGCGUGGCGUAGGGGGAAGAGAAGAAUUGAUGACGCGCGCGUCUGCCAUUCGUAGCGCCAAGGAAGAUGAGAUCCACCUUCUGACGGAGGAGCUGCGACAACUCAACGAACGGAUCUGGCAACUGGGCUUCAUGGUGUCGGCGCCGGCGGCGGAGGGGUGCGGCGAGCCGCCGUCGACGGAGGCGGUGAGAUCCGACCUCCUGCAUUCUCUCCGUGCGGAGCGACGGUGUACAGUGGAGAAAUUGCAUAAUCUAACGCUGGAGGAGAAACAGCGAAGGAAAGGGACGAUGACAGUAGAAGAAAACAAAAAGAACUAA
Messenger RNA from Trypanosoma grayi, 2883 nucleotides. RefSeq lists its product as hypothetical. The coding region runs from base 1 to 2883 and encodes 960 amino acids. NCBI's taxonomy places the organism in Eukaryota, Euglenozoa, Kinetoplastea, Trypanosomatida, Trypanosomatidae. The transcript has a single exon. The record is from RefSeq and is a predicted model, not a curated record.